GCUGUCGUCACCUGUCAACGUAACAGCAUGCAUUGCAUUGUAUUUGUUACUCUGGUAAACAGAUUGUCAAAAUAAACGAUUUACAAUCGUUCGCAGAGUUUCGUUUUUUAAAACAUUUCUAAUAAACCAGAAAAAGGAUGUCAGACCCAGAGGAUUUCGAUGACCAAGAAGAGAUGGAUGUUGAUCUUUCGCAAGCCGAUCCAGAUGACGACGUAUCGGAUGAAUUGACCGAUGUAGGCGACAGCGGUGAUUCAGACAUCGAUGAAGAGGUGCAGUUGUAUGAAAAAUACGCCGAAAUUUUGGGUCAAAUCUCUGCCGACAUUUACGGCUACGAUAAUUACGUUCAAUUGGUGCAAGUGGCACAGCAAUUAAAUGACUUGGAUAAGAUCAGAGAGAGUUGUGAGCUGUUUAGUUCGCAAUUCCCAUUGGCUCCUGAGAUUUGGACAAAGUGGCUUCAAAUCGAAUUGACCAUCGCAACUAGCCAAGCUGAGCUGGAGCAUUUGCAUGGACUGCUCAAAAGGGCACUCGCUGAUUAUUUUUCGGUUGCAGUAGGAGGACUACACGCACAAAUGGCUUCGAAAUUUCCGAAUGCUCAGGAAAUUUGGGACGAAAUUCUGUCAACAUAUGCCUUGGAUUGUAUGGAAGGCAGUACAUUUUUUAAAGAUUGGCGCAAUUACUACACCAAACAAGUGCCAGAAUCACCCGAGAAAGUCAAAAAGUUACUCGAAACGUACACAUACGAAUUGUCAUUACCUCUCGCUGGAAUUCAAGAAACGUAUACUGAAUUCUGUGAAUUCGUCGACAAAUACAAUGAAGAGGUCGAUUGGGAGAAAAUCAAUGAGACGUACCACAAAGCGAAGGACGGUUUGUGCGCAAUGCUUAAAUUUGAGGAGGAACUGGUGUCACUCGACGAUAAGGAGCAUCACAAAAGAGCUUCAAUCUUUUUGGAAUAUAUUGAGAAAUGUAAAACGUUUCUCAAUGAUCGCAUGGUUCAGAUUCUCUACGAACGAAUGGUCACGGCUUGUUGCUUGAGUGCACCGACUUGGGGUAAAUACGUGAAAUACCUCAAAAGUCGUGAAACUCAGCCGAAUGAACGUGAAAAAUCGCAAGUGCUCAAACAGACUCCAUUAGAUGUAUUGAAUCGUGCUUUGCGCAAUUGCACUUGGAGUGCUGAUCUGUACAUCGAAAAGAUACGAUUGUGUGAGAAAGCGAACAUCCCAAAGGGUGAUAUCACCCAAAUUGCACAACAGGCAUUCGAAGCCACAAAUAGUGAUGUCAAAGGUCAUUUAAACGUUUGGUUGGAAUAUUUAUCGUAUAUCAAACGAAACACAAAUCUCAAUGAUGCAAAAGAAGUGGAAAUUCUGCGAAAAACAAUGGAAUUGGGCCAAGACUCGUUAACACGUCGUUCGGCCGAUGAAAACAAUGAUUUUGAUAAACUGUGUGCCCGUAUUGAAUAUGGACCAUUACAGAGUGGUGAUCAUGGUUAUCAGCAUUACGACAAAGUCAUCAAGAAUUUUAACAAUCAAAAUAGAGCUAUUCUAUGGAUUGAAUUUGCUCAAUUGGACUCAAUCCGCGGCGUUGAUGCAGCUCGACGAAUUUUCCGCCGUGCCAUCAAAAUAAAGAAUAUCGAUGACUUUGACACGGUGAUGUCAUCGUGGAAAUCGUUCGAAUACGCAUACGGUACAACGGAUCAAAUCCGAGACUGCAACGAGAUUUGUGAGAAAAUCAUCGACAAUUACAAUAAACAUGUGGCCAUCAAGGCUAAAGCACAAAAACGUAAGCCCGAAGCGGAAGGUGAUUCAAAAAUUGCCGAAAAAAAACAAAAGACAGUGGACAAAAGCGCAUUGAAUCCAUUCAAGAAUGUGGAAUCGAAAAAAACCGAGCCGAAGAAGAUUGAGAAACCAGAGAUCAAAAAGCCUGAAGCUAAGGCUCAGCCAGUUGAGCAAGAGUUUGGUGAAAAAGAUGACGUGUCCAUUUUCAUAAGUAAUUUGGGAUUUGAAGUCACAAAAGAGCAGAUUAUUGCCGCUUUUCCAGAACUGAAUAUCAAAGAUGUGACUUUGAUUGCCGCACCGGGUGGCCGCAGCAAAGGCUAUGGAUAUGCUGAAUUGAGCAAUUCAUUCGAAGUAGAGAAAGCACUGUCAUUUGAUCGACGCUCCAUUAGCGGUCGUCCAGUUUUCAUAAAAAAGGUCGUACGUGACAAGAACACUCGUCCCGCUUUUAAAUAUUCCGAAAACAAAGAAUCAAAUAAAAUCUUCAUCAAAGGCCUACCGUUCGAUACAUCAAAGGAUGAGUUAGAAGUUCUCUUCGGUACCUUUGGAACGAUCAAAGACACCCGAUUGGUUACGAGGAAAGACGGAAAAUUCAAGGGAAUCGCCUUUAUCGACUUCGAAUCAGACAAAGCAGCAAGUAAAGCGGUUGAAGCCAUGAAUUCGUUUGUUUUCAGAGGUUUUACGAUCAUCGUCGCCAUAUCAGAUCCACCAGCGAAGUCAGACAAUCCACGACCAGCAGGCUUUAAGCCAAAUACUCUAACUGGUUUUAGAGCGUCCGCACCGAGAAGUGAAGCGAAACCGCGGCUUUCUUUCAUUCCAACGUCGGUGCAACGCAACGUGACAAAAGCGUCAACAUCAGCCGCAUCAAAUGGAACCUCCGCCGACAAACCAUCUACUUCAAAGUCAAACGACUAUUUCCGUCAGCUAUUGAAUAAAAAAUAAAUCGAAACUCCUCAACACUCAUUAAUAAAUCGAUUCGAAAUUUAUUAAAAAUAUAAUCCAAAUGCAUUGAAAUUGCAUUAACAAUGUAAAAUAAA
Molecule: messenger RNA, 2806 nt
Organism: Sitodiplosis mosellana (orange wheat blossom midge)
Lineage: Eukaryota; Metazoa; Arthropoda; Insecta; Diptera; Cecidomyiidae
Gene: Rnp4F
Product: squamous cell carcinoma antigen recognized by T-cells 3
Exons: 9
Coding region: 138-2711 (857 amino acids)
Biological process (GO): RNA processing
Molecular function (GO): protein binding; RNA binding
Source: RefSeq, a predicted model, not a curated record